GUUUGGAUCUGGAGCAGAAGUCAGUUGUGUACAUUACAUAUUAUAUGUAUAAUAUUGAUAAUUUAUGGGUUGAGGGCUGUAUACACGAGUUCUUACGACAGUUCUUUAUAUUGUGAAAACAUUAAACCGAUUUUGUUAGUUUCCAUCGAAACUUAAGUUGAAGUACAUACGAUGGAGGAUUCCGAAACUCUUGAAAUGACACCUCCAAUUUCUCCGCCAGUCGGCAGCGAAUUCAAUGUUUUACGGCCCAAAAUCUCUGAAAACGGCUGCUCGUUUUGGCGUUUUAAAUGCUUUAACUGUUUGGGGGAAGUGAAUUUGAAAGACAAUGCAGUACAUCCGUCUGGAUAUCUUGCUAAUGGAGAAAUAGAAUUCAUCACCUAUCAGCCUAAUCCAUAUGUUGUAGAUUCAAACUCGACGGUUCAUCUUUUUGGAUUUUCCUUCAGUGAAGGAACCGCAUUGCUAAAUUAUGCUGAUACGCUGUUCCAACUAGUCAGAAAAGAAAUUAUGUUAUUAGAUUCAGCAUCGAAACUACAGACCAAUGUAAUGAGUGCCUUCUCUGUAGCACCAGCAACCGACGUAGGUUAUGACUUGAAAAGGAAAGAAAUCUGUACAUUUUUUAUGUACGUCCGGAAAUACAUCUCGUGUAUGUUUUCAGAUGAAGAAUAUUCUUGGAUUGUGGAGAAGAUAUUGCGACCUCUUCAGGAACAUUUGAAGUCUAUGAGAUUAUUCAUGAAGCAAAUAACUGAUCUUCCCGAUUACAUUAUCCACCAUUCUGCAUCAUCACAUGGCAAUAAGUGUCCACAGGCAUCUUAUCAUCUGUUCCACUUGCAUCUAGAUCUGCGAUGGCAUCAUCUUAUUUUAAGUGUACAGAUAGACAGCUAUAAAUGUGGAACAGACACGCUGCUUGAUUCUUUGACACCCAGCUUCAGUGAAACAAGAUGCAGUAACUUUAGCAGUGAAACAGAGAAGAACAUUUUGUUGCUGAUAACAGACCUUGUGAUGCUUGCAGUUGCCAGAUUUGGAAAGAUUUCGGUAACUGAUCUACAAAAGAAGUCUCCAUUUAGUUGUACAUGUGUUAGAGAACUGUGGUUACUGCUGCUGUUCUUACUUGAUGACCAAUAUGAGAAAGGCCACGGAAAAAAUUUUUGGAUGCAUUUGGGCCAGAUAUUAAAUAGUGUACUGUCAGACAAGACUGCAGAGAGCAAAACCACCACUACCUGUGCAUCCUUAGCUGUUUCAAAGAGUGUCAGUUGUUCCAAUCGUGGAAUUUUUGUUUUGUGGUUGUUGCUGCAUCUGACACAGUUGUAUGGAUACAAGAGAGAUGGUACUUACCAGGAACAAAAUCUUCAUAAGGUUCACAGUUGCCAUGAUCAGCUCAACACUACACUUAAAUCCAUUCUGUCAAUGGAUUCUAUGAGUGAGGUGCAGCUUCGAGUUGUUCUUUCAUUGCUAAGGAAGCUCUUGUCAAUGUGGGAAGCAUGCAAUAAUCCAUUACUCCUGUUGUGGGAAUACUUCCAACGUAGACUCAAUUCAACUUUCUAUGUGCCAGGAUCUUCUCCAGAGACAAUGGCUGUUGUGAGCAAAACUGGUCAAGGACUAUUGGAACAGGUUCGAAAACUAUUGGGUAGGGGAGCAACACGUACACUUGCAGCUCCAGUUGUAGAAAAUAGCUGGUGUCUGUUUUUGUCUGUAUUGGGGAACCACUUACAACAGUCUCCAGAACUGUGGCCACAGGUGCGUGGCCGUAUCUACUCAAAGCUGUCACCAGCGAAACUGCAGUCUCUUACAGAGACUGGCCUUUACCAUUUUGGGUGUCUGUUUAUGACAUUAGCCAUUGCAACACCUAACCUACAGGAAGUGAGCAAGAAGCUUCUAGAUCUUCUGAAGUUACUGAAUAUGGAGAAGUUGGAGGUGCAGAGACAUCUGACUGUGUGGAAGAUACAACUGGCUUUGAUACAGCUACAUGUUGAGCAAGGAGAAGAUGUUGGAAGCAUUGCAGUUCCUCUCAUGAGUGAUGUUUCAACAGUAUGCAAAUCAAAAAGUACUGAUUCUGUACUCCUUAUGAGAACAUUUGUUGAAGGACUACAAGAUAUUAUUAAUGCAAGUGCAAACUUGGAACUAUCACAGGAGAAACUAUUAGGUGGCUGGAUACAGGUGUACCUUAGCUACUGCCAGUCAUCUGAUAUGUGCCGCCUACUUGAUACUCUGUUGUCUAUUGCCACAAGAGUGGAGAGCGACAGCCGUGCCCUUGGCAGCCACUGUUGGGAUGAAACCGUGCCGCAGCUUGCCUAUGCACUGUGGGAACAUGCUUGGCCAUCUGUUAAAACGUAUUUUCAGCAACAGCCUAAGGCUACUUCAUCUGGAUCAGAGCCACCUAUGCAAGCUGCAGAUCUGGCUGCAGCAUUAGCUCUUCUCACACUUGGAAAGCAAAACACCACACUUCCUGGCUCCCAGCCGUUACCACAAUUGCAGACACUGCUAUGUUCUCUUAUUGGGUCUGAUGCUCAUUUGUGGGGCAAUGUGUGUCUCAUACGGAGAUUCCUCUGCCACAUACUUCAAGAACAGAGAGUGCUUGAUGUGCUUGCUGAACAACUCCCUUCUUACCAAACUGUAUUAGUGCAGGCAUGGAUCAAAUGCUCUCUGCUUUCAUCAGAAGAACAUUCAGAGGAGCUGCACAACCUAACAACAGUAGUCGCCCAGUUACCAGAAGUGUCUACUCUCUGUGCAGCUAGUGGAGGGACAUUCGGUUUGGUUGGUGAAGAACCAUUAUACUCAUUUAUCAUGAUAUUAGGACGGGCAUAUGAGCAAACAACCACAGUAGCAGAGAAAAGCAGCAUGAGAGAAAGGUGUAACCGCUACUUGGCACCUAUUGAGAAGUGUUCUGCAGCAGUGCUAAAAAACCCAGCUAUCAUAUCUGGUGCAGCUCUUUUAAGGCUCUACAAAGUAUCAGCCAGUCUUGUUCUGCACUGUGGGGGUCUCUUGUACCUGAGGUCAACACCCAAUUGCCUCCUACCUAUGCUAGUCUCCCAUCUGCUGCUCCCUCAUGCAGUAUACAGACCAGAGUCACAGCUGCAUCCAAAUGUAGCUAAUGCUUUGCGGCGUACAAUUGCUGCAUUUGUAAGAGGCAUAGCUCGUUUGUACCAGAAUGGUGAUCCUUAUGUGAACCGCACUCUGAGAGAUAUAGUGUUACUGUAUGUUCCACGACUGGCACCCCCAGUUUCAGCGUCUUCUGGAGGUGUUUUUGCCAGAGUAACAAGUGCUACACAGAUGCAGCAUCCACUAUUGGGAUGCUUUGUUGAAGACAGCAUUAUGGGUAAGGAAGCAGAAGUUAUUUUGGACCUGGUGGCUGAAGUCCAUCUCAAAGUCAGAGGAGCCACUCCCACAAGUCAGCAUGCACAAGUGGCUCUCUCACUUGUCAUGGACCUGCUCCAAACAAAGAACUUGAGCGAUACAGUCCUUCACCUAGUUAUCAGUCGCACCCUUACAAAUCUUCUGGAAAUUGCAAUGUUUGUGGAGGAGAAAAAUCCUUGUAAGAAACAAGCUGCAGAUAUUAUACGAGUGAUUGUCACAUCAGCUGUAUUCCAGAAUACAUCUGAGUUACAAUCACAGUUUGUUGCAAUUGUGGCACGAAUUUGUCAGCACCACUUAGCCUUCAAUACCCAGCCUUUCACACACCUCAUGAUAACAUUGAGCAGUGUGUCACCAGUAAUAGUUACCAAUUGUCUUCCACAUAUCAAAGAGGCAGUUACUCAUGUGGAAAGGCUGCGUGGUGUUGGUUAUGAUGCUGGUCUCAGGAGAAGUUUAGAGAAGAUCGAAGAAGCUGCAGCUUCCUCAAGUCAUGGGACCAUGUAAUGGGCCACAUUGCUGCAUCAGCAUUAGUAUCUUCACUUGCAUCAUUCUGCCAAUUUACAUGAUAUAUAAAACUAAGCUUUUUGUACAUGUUUAUUUAUUUAUUGUUGAAAAGCAAUGUUACAACCAUCUUAGCAUGGUUUAUAGUUUUAUAUGUGUAUAUUUGUAAAAAAAAAAAACCUUUUGUAUCUCCUGCUUUGUGAAAAAUAUAUAUGAAAAAAAUUGUGAUGAAUUAGAAAUGAGCUCUCAGUAAAAUAUUGAAUUGUUCUGAAAUGUAAUGUUUAGCAAAUUGAAAGGAAUAGGUAAGUGAUCUUCUGGACAUCCAACAUCCAAAAAUAGAGAGUAGUUCUACAGCCUAGGCAUAAUCCAAAACCGUACAAGCUUUUGUCAUGAGUGCAUUUGUUUCCCAAAGUCUGUUGCUUUCACAUAGCUAAAAAUGCCAAUAUUACAUGAAGGACUACACCACUAGUAAAACAUUCACAAAGAAGUGAUCAGUUGGUACCUUUCUCUUAGCUGAGUUGUUAUAAGCCUCAGCAUACAACAGACAUUAAAUAUAGUGUAAUAAAUGAUAACUGUUUACAACAUACCACAGUGGUGGAGGUGGUCAAGGUGAAGAAUUUGAUAUGGAACACAUCUUGCAGCGUGUUACACCAGGAGAUAACCUCAAAUAGGUCUACAGAAGCCACCUAAGCUAGAGCACAUGCACAAUCGAGAUUUUCAAUAUCCUCUCGCUCUUUUAUGCCACUGGUUUAGUCUGCUAUUACAUUAACAUUAUAAAUUUAAACUCUUCUGUGACAAUAAUGAAAGAAAAAAAAACUUUCUUAAAUAUUAUGCAGAAACUAACUCUUACAAGCACAGCCAUUUCAUAGUAAGAGGGCUGGAGAAACAACAUUAUUUAAUUGUUAAUUUUAUGUUGUUAAAAUCAUAAUUUUUGAAGUAAAAUUUGUACAGAUGUCAAUUUUACACUUUGUAAGUGCAAGAACAAGGGGUUUUUGAUAUUAAAGGAUGAUUUUAGACAAAAUCUUGUACAUUGUGCAUGCACUGUAGCAUAGAUGGACUCUUGUAGGUCAGUUUGAGGCUGUUUCCCGACUUGAUAGACACCAAGUGUCCUGUAUCAAUUUGAUCACCUCAACUUCACCUUUGUUGUAAAUAGGUAUGUUGUAUGUUGUGGUGUGUUGUAAAUAGUUGUCAUUUAGUAAGUUUCAUGAGGCUAUGAACAGAAAGCAAACACAGUUUAAUGGAAAGGUUUAUUGCAACAGAUACAUUAAGUGUUGGGCUAUUUUUCAACACAUUCACCACCGAUAUUUAGACAUUAAUCAUACCAUGGGACCAACUUUUGUAUUCAUUUGUAACAGAAGUCUGGCACCUAAGCAUCCCAUGCCAUUUUUUCUGACGAGCCCAUUGCCAGUUUUCACUUUGUUUCACAAUAAUGCUCAGCAUUCAUUUCUCACCUCUGGUUAGGAGUUUUAUAAGGAGAACUCCCCAGGUGUUCCAGAACUUUGAACACAGUACUCUCUUCACCAGUGUAGUCUACUUGAAUUUUGUCUUAUGGGGAGAGCCACUGGGACAUCAAAGCAGUGACUGCUGCUUGGUUUCUGGAGCAUUGCUUGCAAAUCGUGUGCUGAUCCAGUUCAGAAACUCAUUGCCGUCAUUAUGGUACCUCUCCAGGAAAGUUGAAACUACCCCAUCCGUUAGGCUUUGUGUUCAGGAGUCAGUCGCUUCGGGGCCUAUGUGGUGCACAACCUCCCAUGCAAUAUUUGUUCCAUAACAGUCCAAUGCAUUAAUGAGCGGCACUUCUGUUGAAACUGACUACUAAGUGUGUCUUGCACCAAGUUGCCUGUAAUUAUGGAUGGCCUCCCAAUGGGCUCCACAUCAUGAACAUUUUGGUGACGUUCUCCCCAGUGAUGCACAAUUUGGGUGCUCAUGAUGUUAAGCCCAUAGACUUGGCACAGCUGACAAUGAAUUUCAAUUGGGACUAUGUUCUGUGCCCUAAAAAACUUCUGCCACCAGCUGCACUUCAAACAUAGCAGAAGCUGGAAUAUAAGUCUCCAUAUUCACAUGCUGCUGGGAAGCUUCUGUGAGACCUUGAGAAGUUCCGUUAGCUCGUGUGCCAUGCCAUGCCAUGUCAUGUAGUUACUUUUAUCAUAUUCAUACAGUCACUUUGUGUAACAUAUGUUUUUUAGCUAUGGGAUGAGUGGAAAACUUAUUUGAUGGACCUGUCUCAUAGUUAGCUGCCAAGGAAAGCUAGUUAUUAGGUUAUUAAUCACAAUUCUGUGCACUUGUAAAAUCCUUAACCUUUCCACAGUAUCUCAUAAAGUUAGGUCUCUGAGCCUGUUUUAUAACAGCUUCUGCAUCAACCUAGGGUGUUAACCUUGGUACUGUUCAACAGUUGGCUUUGUGUCAGUACUAAGUUUUACUGUUUCCCUUCCUUUCAUUCCGUAAUCCCUCAUAACACAAACACAACAUUCCACUGUGCAAGCCUUCAUCACAGUCAUCAAUGUGAAACAGGCAUUCAUUCACACAUUGUGUUCCAUGAAUCCCACAUGCAGGGAAGUCUUCAUGGAUUCACAGUGAAUCAAGUUCUGCAUUAAUAGGCAGAAGCAGCCACAGCAGGCUACCUGUGUACUGUAUGAAUUAUGACUAGUGACAAUCUGUCCAUGCUGAUAAUUAUGGAAAUUACUUCAUAUUUGUUACUGUCAGGCAUUUGCAAGUGGCCACUUUAUAUUUGUUUGGUAUAUUUGGAGAAAAACAGCUUCAUUGUAGAAGAAAAAAAGGCCCCUGCUUCUCUUCUUACACUGCUAGCUACUGUUUUUAUAUAGGUCCUUUACACAGAUUAUUAUCAGCUGUCCAUAUAUUUGUGAAGUCAAGCUCUGUUUAAAUUAAACGUUGGGUUGUGAAUCUACAUAUUUGAGUCUAAAUAUUCUGAUAAAUUGUAAGAAGUGUGGCUAAUGAGGUGUUCUUUUACUUUAUUUUUGAAUAUUGGGUUAUUUUCAAUUUUUUGCUUUCUGUCUGUCGAUCAUCUGUUAUAAAAUCUUGCAACAAUAUGUAAAAACAUCUUAAAUCGUGAUCAAAGAUGCAUAAUCUAUAUGGAAAUUACUUUUACUUGUAGUAUUGUUGUUGUAAAUUGUAUAGUUCCUCUUAAAUUUACUCAUUUACUAAACACUCAUAACAUGAGUGAGUGUGAGCAUUGGCAUGUAAAUGUAAGAAUCCCUAGGUUCCUGAAAAUACUUCUGCAGAAUUUUGGCUGUCAACUUACUCAGUAUUUUUACUGUUUGCUUCUGCAGAGUAAAUACUGUAUUGACCUUACCUGCAUUGCCCUCAGAAUAUUAUUGAGCAAAGGUAUUCUUAACGAUCCCUUCUGUGGGUCACAACAAUGAAAUGUUUCUAGGUGCAAGCACACAAAAUUAAGUUUUUUGAUUAACCACUUCAUGUGCUGGUGCCACCUCAGUUUAUUUUGAUUUAUUUGGAGUAGGCUGUUUUCCUAUGUUAAAAAUAUGGUUUUCGAUAGUUUUUGUUCAGAGUGAUUAUGACAUUCAAAUCGCAUUUACGGUCAAUAUUCUUACAAAAUAUCUCUGAUUUUUAUGUAAUUAAAGCUUAAAAAUCAUUAAAUAUCAAGAUUUGGCAACAUGAUUGAAAACACACUGUUCUUGGCUGAAGCUCUGAUGACCUCACAGACUGCAAGAAGGUGAAGCUAUACGUAUGUCCCAGGAGUGUUAGCCAAAGUGACUAGGCUUUUACUUACUUUUUCUGCAAAUAGUUUAGCUAUUUACUGAUAGAAAAUGCAUUUACAGCUUAAAAGUAACAAAAGAAAAGAAUUUUGUGAACAAUGAUAGUGGAAACAUUACGAAAAUUAAUUUGUUUAUGCUCCACUUAUUUAGAGCAGUGAUAUGUCAAAGGAUGGACAUUCUUUUCCCUGCUCCCUGAAACAUAAUUAAACCCUUUGAGAGGAAUUAUGGAACUUUUGCAAAUGAGUCCAUGUCUUAUAUCUAGAUUAUCAUCUAUUAGUCAUGAAAUACAAUCGAAAACACAAUAAAAUUAUUCUUGGCAAAUCUUAGUGCUGGUUUAUGCUGUACAGGAUACUGAGCAGAGACACUGCUAGAAGUGCAACGGAUAGCGCUUGUCACUAUGGUUAUAAAGAACACAGGUUCGAAUCCAGGAAGGGUCUUGAAUUUUUAAAAGCAUUAGCAAGAACAAAUUGUAACAGAUAUUUUGAUGGUGGAAUGUAUUGUAUAUAGCUUCAUAGCAGUCUUAGUUGGAGAA
Messenger RNA from Schistocerca cancellata (South American locust), 8109 nucleotides. RefSeq names its product protein MMS22-like. The coding region runs from base 172 to 3852 and encodes 1226 amino acids. Gene Ontology annotation, biological process: replication fork processing; double-strand break repair via homologous recombination. The transcript is spliced from 19 exons. Gene Ontology annotation, cellular component: nuclear replication fork. Lineage: Eukaryota; Metazoa; Arthropoda; Insecta; Orthoptera; Acrididae. The record is from RefSeq and is a predicted model, not a curated record.